This is a messenger RNA of Solea solea (common sole), 2242 nucleotides long. It is a transcript of the gene meox2a, whose product is annotated as mesenchyme homeobox 2a. The transcript has 5 exons. Gene Ontology annotation, cellular component: nucleus. Gene Ontology annotation, molecular function: RNA polymerase II cis-regulatory region sequence-specific DNA binding; DNA-binding transcription factor activity, RNA polymerase II-specific. NCBI's taxonomy places the organism in Eukaryota, Metazoa, Chordata, Actinopteri, Pleuronectiformes, Soleidae. Gene Ontology annotation, biological process: positive regulation of transcription by RNA polymerase II. Bases 327 to 1574 code for a protein of 415 amino acids. The record is from RefSeq and is a predicted model, not a curated record.
CCUCCUUCUGCUUCCAGCCUCAAGCUCCAGCUCCAGCUCCAGCUCCAGCUCCAGCUCCUCCUGACAUCUGAGAGGCUCUGCUGCACAUUUAUCCCGGCCUUAACUCUUUAUCCUGUACAGCCUGGCAACUGGCCGCACGCUCCGGAUUACCACACAAACUCUCACUCAUUUUGUUUUUUUCAAGGAGAAAAGGUUUUUUUUGGGUGGGGGUUUGUGUCAGAAAGAGGAGAAAAAGAGAAGCAUCCUGGAUAUGAGAAUUGUGAUUGUUUUGUUUUAUUAAGUUUCACUUGCCCUUCUCACCUUUUCCUGGAGGGCCGUGUGUGUGUAUGUGUGUGUGUGUGAUGGAUCACACUCUGUUCGGUUGUCUGCGGAGCCCCCACGCUCCCGCGCAGACCCUGCACCCCGCUUUCACCCAGUCGGCCCUGACCCUGCAUGGACGCUCGGACCACGUCUCCUACCCCGACCUGGCCUCGUCCUCGUCCUCGUCCUCCACCUCCUCGCCGGCGCCAUGCAUCAUCUCCAGCUACCCGGCCGAUGACAGCCUCUUCCCCGGGCAGCACCACCUCCACCACCACCACCACCACCACCCUCACCACCACCACCCUCACCCACACCCUCACCCUCACCCACACCCUCACCCUCACCCUCACCCUCACCGCGGCCACCUCCCCUCCGAGCAGCAUCACCCCCCGCCUCAGCACCACGCGUCCUGGCACGUCCCUCAGAUGCCGUCGCCCGGUGGUGGCACCGCGCGCCAGAGUCUGUGCCACCCGCCACACUCGGCCCACGAUGGUGGGCCCGCACCCCCGGACCUGGGCCACACGGGUGGGCCCAGUAUGUGCGCCAGCACCCCCACUCUGGGCAGUGGCAGCGCCCCCACAGGUGCGUCCUGUGCACCUGCAGACUUUGGCAGACAGACUCUGUCACCUGCCGAGGCCGAGAAGAGGAACGGCAAGAGGAAAAGUGACACUUCAGAGUCCCAGGACGGGAAUUACAAGACAGACGUGAGCAGCAAACCCAGGAAAGAGAGGACAGCGUUCACCAAGGAGCAGAUCCGCGAGCUGGAGGCCGAGUUCGCUCACCACAACUACCUGACCAGACUAAGACGCUACGAGAUCGCCGUCAAUCUGGACCUCACCGAGAGACAAAGGGUCACGGGGGGUGCUGUGCCAAUCUCAGCUACAUCGGGCGAUAGGCGGGGUACACCCUGGACAGUUCGCCAGUCCAUCUGUGGGACUGUUGGAGGAAGCCGGAGAACCUGGAGAAAACCCACACACACACGGGGAGAACAUGCAAGAAAGGCAGAAAGGCCCUUGUUCCAACCAGUGCUCCAACUUGGGUCUUCUCGCUGCAAGGUGAAGGUGUGGUUCCAGAACAGGAGGAUGAAGUGGAAGCGAGUUAAGGGCGGCCAGCAGGGGGCAGCAGCCCGGGAGAAAGAACUGGUGAACGUGAAAAAAGGCACUUUGCUGCCGUCAGAGUUCUCUGGCAUCGCGGCACUCCACCACUCCACAGACUCGUUAGCCAACGAGGACAGUCACGACAGCGACCAGAGCUCUGAGCACGCCCACUUAUGAUGCACGCGCACGCACACACACACGCACACACACACACUCUGAGUACUGGUGCUGCCUCUGCAGAAGGACUGCUGUUUGCUGAUGUGUCAUCGUCAUACAACGAUGCAAAAUAAUUGUACAGAGACGAAUGACGCAUGUUUUUUUUGAAGAAUAAUGCAGUCAUCAUAAAGGCAACAUGUAUGUUUGAAGAAAUUAGCACAUUAAAGCAAGAUGGGGAACUGGUUACAAAAAAACUGCCAAAAAUCUGAAUAUUAUAAUUAGUGCUGUCACAAUUUUAACAUUUAUUUCAAAUAUGAUAGAUUGCAACCUUUUUGCAAACUAAUUAUUAUUAUUAUUAUACUAGGAACCUUCCUAGAAAAAGGAGCAAUGGAGGUUGGCUGAGGUUACUCACUACAGCCCUUAUCCUGUUGGGAUUUGAACCAGUGACCCUCAGGUUAUAAGCACAUUUCUCUUUUCACUUGGCCACAGGCUGACAAUUGUGUUGAAUAUAUGACUUCAGGGUAAAACACACACAUUCCAGACUCGUACGUCUGUGAUACAGGAGUGUGUUAGCUGUGGACCAAACACAAACACACGUAAGAUAAGCUAAGCUAACUCAUAUCUUGGCUAACUGGACUGAGGAAAUCAAUCAAAUAGCAUCAGGAGAAACAUGUUAAACUCUACCUUUG